AUGUCCAGCUCUGCAGAUCUUGAUAACGACGACUAUGUCGCCAAGUUGCUCACCGAAGACGCCCGCAAAAGUUCGAUUCGAUAUGCUUCGAUGGGCACCUAUGCUUUGAUGGCUAAGAGACCGGCCAAUGCGGCUCCCAAACCCAACACGCGCUUCCUCAAAACACUCGUACGUGAAGCCGACAACCACAAUGCGGCCCUGAAGAAAAAGGAAGAACUUGAGGCAAGAAUCCGUCUGAGGAACUUGAGGGGUGCCAAAGAUUCGCACACGGUGGACCGUGAUACUGUUGGCCAGAGGAGACGUCAUAGUCACCCGCAUCGAGAGAGGGGCAGUGAAGGCAAGAGGCAUAUGAGUGACGAUGAAGAGGGCGAGAGGAACGUAAGAUAUACUAGAAACGAGAAGGAGAGGAGUGAUAGAAGAAGUCGGAGUCCCGAGCGCGACGGGGGCGGGGAUGAACGCUCACGACGGAGGGCAAGGAAGAAACACAGCGAUGACUACUCUGGUAAAGACGAUCGGGAGAAAAGAUCCCACAACCACCAGUCAUCAAACAGGCCAUUGUCUCGAUUGAGAUCAAGGAGCAGAGAGAUACAAGGCAAAGACAGAGGGCGGCUAGAUCGGAAAAUCCGGCACUCCCAUCGAGACUCUGCGGCCCGUCCAGAGCAAAGGCGACUUGAUAAUGAGGACGAGACACAUCGCUCCCAACAUACCCAACGUCGAAGCCGGAGUAGCUCGUCCAGUUCAUCUGCGUCCUCCGAUCCGCUGCCGUCGCUCAUCGGCCCCCGUCCACGGGACAAUAGAACCACGAGGAGGGGUCGCGGAUUCAGCCGCAACCCACGGAGUUCAAAUAUCGACGCACACUUCUCCUCAAGUUAUGAUCCCUCUCUCGACGUUGACACCGAAGAAAAAUCCUAUGCGGAAGGCCAAGGGGGAGGAGACGACUGGGACAACGCCCUCGAAGCGCUUCGAGAUCGUCGCGCCUGGAAAGCCAAACAGACAGACCGCAUGCGCGAGGCCGGAUUCGACGAGGACGAAAUCAAGCGAUGGGAAGCCUCGUCCGCGCGGCCAGGAAUCGGGGAUGGAGACUUUGAUAUCCGCCAUGUAAAAUGGCGGAAACCGGGGGAGGGCAGGGAAUGGGACGCUGGUAAGACCCAAGACGAGCCGGACGAGGUCCAUCGACAGGGAGGCGCUUCAUCCACCCCUGCUCAACGAGGCUCGGUUGUGGGUGCACUCGAGAAGGCCUGGCGCGGACCGGAGAAUGGGUUGUUGAAGCAGUUCCGCAACGCUCUUGGAUAG
Capronia epimyces CBS 606.96 is the source of this 1293-nucleotide messenger RNA. RefSeq lists its product as uncharacterized. Lineage: Eukaryota; Fungi; Ascomycota; Eurotiomycetes; Chaetothyriales; Herpotrichiellaceae. Bases 1 to 1293 code for a protein of 430 amino acids. The transcript has 2 exons. The record is from RefSeq and is a predicted model, not a curated record.